GGUCCUCUCUCUUCUUAACCCAAUCCUGGCAAAACGAAACCAAAGGAGGCACACGAGACAACGCCCAGUUGCUGCAGCGAGCCGGGAAGCCGGAAAAGAUGGCGUCUUUGGCGCAGCAGUUCACCGGCCUGAGAUGCCCGCCGCUCCGUCGCUCCCGCCUCUCCUACAAGCACUUCGCUGCUCGCCGGCGAACCCACGCCGCCGGCGGUUCUCCCAAGAAGCCUUCCUCGCUGACCGUCGUCUCCGCGGUGGCCAUCUCCAAUGCCCAGACCCGGGAGCGGACCGACCUGAAGCAGGUCUUCGAGGACGCCUACGACCGGUGCCGCACUGCCCCCAUGGAGGGCGUCGCCUUCACUCUCGAGGAUUUCCACACCGCCCUCGAUAAGUACGACUUCAAUUCCGAGCUCGGAACCAAGGUGAAGGGAACCGUUUUCUGUACAGAUGCCAACGGGGCCCUUGUUGAUAUAACUGCAAAAUCUUCAGCCUUCUUGCCUGUCCAAGAGGCAUGUAUUCACAAGAUAAAGCAUGUUGGAGAAGCUGGUAUAGUUCCUGGCUUGAAAGAGGAGUUCGUAAUUAUCGGAGAAAAUGAAGCUGAUGAUAGUUUGAUCUUGAGCUUAAGAGCAAUACAGUAUGAUCUUGCUUGGGAAAGAUGUAGGCAGCUUCAAGCUGAAGAUGUCGUGGUUAAGGGCAAGGUUGUUAGUGCAAACAAAGGUGGAGUGGUUGCCGUGGUGGAGGGCUUGCGAGGAUUUGUUCCUUUCUCUCAAAUAUCAACCAAAACAGCUGCAGAAGAGCUUCUUGAGACGGAACUCCCGCUGAAGUUUGUGGAAGUUGAUGAGGAGCAGUCUAGGCUUGUCCUCAGUAACCGCAAGGCGAUGGCAGAUAGCCAGGCCCAGUUAGGCAUUGGAUCAGUGGUUAUCGGAACAGUUCAGAGUCUGAAGCCUUAUGGUGCCUUCAUUGAUAUUGGCGGAAUUAACGGACUCCUCCAUGUCAGUCAGAUCAGCCAUGACCGUGUCUCCGACAUAGCAACCGUUCUUCAACCUGGAGAUACUCUCAAGGUUAUGAUUUUGAGCCACGACCGCGAGAGAGGCAGAGUGAGUCUUUCAACCAAGAAGUUGGAACCUACUCCUGGUGACAUGAUUCGCAACCCAAAGCUUGUUUUUGAGAAGGCGGAGGAGAUGGCACAGACAUUCAGGCAGAGGAUUGCUCAAGCAGAAGCGAUGGCUCGUGCGGAUAUGCUUAGGUUCCAGCCUGAGAGCGGAUUGACUCUGAGUUCUGAUGGGAUCUUGGGUCCGCUUUCUUCCGAUUUGCCAGCAGAAGGCCUAGACUUGAGCGAUGUUCCCGCAGCCGCCAAUGAACUGUGAUUGAGAUUGCCAUGGUGUAAUGUUUCCAAUUAAAUCAUUUCUUGUAGAGAAACUGUUGCAGGUUGCAACUAUAUCGGCACAUGUGCCGUAAGCUAGGAAAAGAAAUUAUUGAUUCGACCA
Molecule: messenger RNA, 1481 nt
Organism: Syzygium oleosum
Lineage: Eukaryota; Viridiplantae; Streptophyta; Magnoliopsida; Myrtales; Myrtaceae
Product: 30S ribosomal protein S1, chloroplastic
Exons: 7
Coding region: 99-1361 (420 amino acids)
Biological process (GO): translation
Cellular component (GO): chloroplast stroma
Molecular function (GO): structural constituent of ribosome; mRNA binding
Source: RefSeq, a predicted model, not a curated record